CGGUGCAGGCUCGAAGGGCCGAAUGGCCUACUCCUGCACCUAUUUUCUAUGUUUCUAUUUCUGAUGUAGGGUCAUUGAUCUGAGAUAUUAGGUGUGCUUCCCUGUUGCUGCUCACUAUUUAGCAUCACAUUAUUGACCUCCACAUUUCCCUUAUUUAGAAAGACUUGGCGAAGCUCCACCAUAAGACUUGGCAGACAGCACAUUUAAACUACAUUACCCACAGGGCGUUGCCUCCACGUGUCCAUACCUGACGACUCUAAACGUAAACGCGCAUGCGCUUCUCUCCGAACUCGGCCGCUCGUAAGGUCGUGACCCGCGUUACCGAGGAUCGCAGGCGCGGUGGACUACAGCUCCCAGCAUGCCCAGCGCUGAGGACAUGAUCUUGUCGGCCAAGGGAGGAGAUGCAGAGCAGAGAUCAUAGAGCGCUCCAUGAUCUUUGAUGCAGAGAAGAGAAUGGAUGAGGAAGAGGCUUGGCGAUAGUGGGAGGAAGUGUGUAUGAGAAAUAGAAAGAGAGAUAUAGAGAGAGGUAUAGGGGCAUAUUAACAUAUAUAAAUAGAGAGAGAGAGCGGUAGUGAAGGGGAAAGUGAAAAGGAGGGAAGGAGAAGAAGAGAGGGGGAAAGGAGGAGGAACAAAUGAAUACAAUAGCGAUAGAUAGAUAGUUAUACAAAGGAAUGAGAUCUGGGGUAUUAGAUACUGGGACACAUGGAUAUUGGAGAUUAAGAAGGAAAUAUAAUCAAAGCCAAUGUGGGUGGGAGGGCAGGCAUUAUAUUGGUGUUCAGCAGAGCCAGCGGGGAGGGAGGAGGGGUAAAAGCUCACUGAAAAUCUUGGCUUUCUAAUGGCAGUUCAGAAGGGAAAUGUUGCAUUGUAAAGUUGGGUUUGCACAGACUGGUUUGAAGUGACAGGAGAGUGAUAAAGUAGUAGGUUGUAGAUGAGUGAUACAAAACAUUGUGUUAAUAGAAUAAUAUAGUGAAUAGAUGAUAAAAUAACUGAUUUAGAAAACGGUAUCACAGCUAUAGGUACAGUGAGAGGAAGCUGGAUAUAGUGGAAGUAUAUGGAUAAAAAAAAGGCUGUAAUAUAAAGAGACUUCCUACAGUAUAACAGAUGGAAGGGCAGCCAGAAUGAACACUAGGCAGGAGUAGUGAAGAAGUCACAACUUUAAAGAGUCCUAGGAAGCAGGUCAAAGAGACAUGAACUGCUUCUGUCAUAUUAAAGGGGUUUCCAUUGAAACUGAAUUCAUACAAAACACCAAUGAGUUUCUAUAAUUAGGUAUGGUGUGUGAAAUUUCCAUAUUACUUUCAACUGAACAAUGAUUGUAUUCCCAGUUACUGUUGCUUGUUUUAAUCUGGAUUGACACUGGGGUUAAGGUAAGUACGGAUCAGGGAGGGACUCGAUUUGAAACUGAUUAACAUACGAUUGGUUAAGUCUAACAUCUAUUUAUUUUUUCUCUUUGUCAUAGUAUAUCGAGACAUACACAAGCAAAUUGGCUGACUUUAAUUUGAAGAGGUUUCAGAACCAGUUCUGGCAAAGGAAAGCCAGUUAUGAUGUCCAGCUCUUGACAAAUUAACUGUAUAACGUAGGAGGUUUGUGCUAACUGUGAGACAAAAUGUUAUAAGCGCAUUGGACUGCAAGAAACCAUGGAAACAGAGGUCCCAAGUUUACCUGUGGAGGUCAUUUGCUACAUCCUGAGCUUCUUGUCAACAUCAGACAGGAAGGAGGCAUCACUGGUAAACACAGCCUGGUAUGCUGCCUCCCUGGAUCGUAGUCUCCAGAAAAAUGUCAUCUACAAUUUUCAUGCAUCAUCUGCUUGUCUGGAGUCAAUCAGAGAUUUAGGUUGGAGGCAAAGUCCAAGUGUGGCUCUGAGAAAUUUCGAUGGGGUACCCAUUUCAAAUACGGUCAUUCAGAGCAUUAUGCUCCACCUGGCUCCAAAUCUGGAGAACCUGUCUCUGAGGGGCAGUUACAUCAGCGAGUCCUCGUUUGUGUCCCUGAUCACAUCAUGCCAUAACCUGCGAGGACUCGACAUCACUGGCUGCAACUGCCUUUUCAUGAGUGGCAUCUUGCUGUACAAAGACAAGAGCAAAGCGAUGAUGGCUGAAGCCCUGGUAAACCUCCAAGAACUCAACCUCUCCAACCUAUCGUACCUCUCUGACCUGACCUUCAAUCGACUUACCGAGUGCACACCCAACCUCCGAAAGCUAUCUCUUGCCAGCUGCCACAUUACCUUUGGGUUUGAUCCCUACCGAGGAAUGAGCGUAUUCAAUUCGACUGCUUUACUCUCGUUUAGUAACAUUCUCCAUUUUAUAAAUGGACAGGCAGCCACAUUGAAGGCCUUAAACCUUAGUCGUACCACAAUCACUAACGAGGCGGUGUGGUCGAUAGUUCAAGUUGCUGGGCUCUGCUUGGAAGAGCUGACACUUCAGCAUUGUAGAGACAUUACGGAUGAAGCGGUUUCUGCCAUCUGUGCGUGCCAGCCUGGGCUCACUACGCUGGAUCUUGCUGGCUGCUCUGAGCUGAUGGGAAAAUCGGUUUUGGCCAUAGUUUCAAGCCUACAGUGCCUGGAGAGCCUGUCCCUGAGCAGGGUCAGGAACAUCACGGACAGCGUGCUGAAGGAACUCGCCACAAUACCGACCCUCCAAGCCCUUGAUGUCUCUGAGUGCUACCAAGUCAAUGGUUAUGACCUGAUCAUGGGAUUAGCCUCGCCUAAGGCGGGGUCGAAACUAUCGAGGCUCAACUUCAGCUGCUGUACCAUGGUGAAUGACAGUUGCGUGUUCUCAAUGGCAAACGUCUUGGGCGGCAGACUGCGAGAGCUGGACCUCACGUCCUGUGUGUACAUCACCGACAUCAGUGUGUGUGCCAUUGUUUACCACCUCAGGGGUCUGACCGUGCUGCGUCUUGGCUGGUGCAAGGAGAUCACAGACUGGGGUCUGCAGGGAAUGAUUGCAUCCAACAAUGACAGCGAGUCAUACAGUAAGGGCGAUUGUGAGCCAGAGUUGAGCAGGAGCUUCGGUAAUAUGGGAUUUUUUACUCCUCCCAAAUAUUUGAACGAGCAGCCUGAAGUCGUAACUGAAUCUGACAUUGAGGCCUCCAAGGAGCAAGAACGAGCUUCACUCAGUUCAUUGACACGUCUGAAGGAGCUCAGUCUGACUGCCUGUACCAAACUAACAGAUACCAGCAUAAUAAAGGAAAUCCGCUUUGAGGAGCUAAGGACCCUGUCACUGAGCAUGGUACGUGAGAUAACGGAUGAGAGCUUCAUCUCUAUUACGACGCACUGCCGUAGCCUGGAGCGACUGUCUCUCAGCCACUGUAGCCGACUGACUGACCAAGGGUUGAUUGGCGCUGCAAGCCACUUGAAGAAGCUGACUCACCUCGACAUCUCCUGCUGUGAUAAGAUCACCAGCCAGAUGCUGAAGGUCCUCAUGAAUGAGUGCAAGUGGCUGAAGAGUUUGGACGUCUCCAUGUGCGGUGGGCUGACUGUUGCGGACAUUGAACAACUUCAGCUACUCCACCCCACUCUCACUAAUGUCCAGGCGAGGUGCUUGGGUGGAGAUGACCUGCCCCUAACAUUGUGAACAAAGACUGAAUGAAAGACUUGAGGCUGCAGAUGCUGGAAUCCAGAGCAAAGGUUGAGCUGCUGGAAGAACUCGGCAGGUCGGCAGCAUCUGUGGGGAGCAAAGGGAUGGUCAAUAUUUUGGGUUGAGACCCUGCUACAGAACUGAGAAUGUAAACAAAUGAUAGCCUGUAUAAAGAGGUGGGGAAGGGGGAAGGAUGAGGCAGGAGUUGGAAAGCGAUAGGUGGUUUCAAGUGAGGAGGGUUUGAUCGGCAGAUGGAGGGUUGGAAAUAGCAACAGGCUGGGGGUUGAUAAGUGAAGACCACGAAGGAAUGCAGAUGAAGAUGGACACAACAUGCUGGAGUAACUCAGCGGGACAGUCAGCAUCUCUGGUGAGAAGAAAUGGGUGAUGUUUCUGGUCAAGACCCUUCUGAAGUCUGAAGAAAGGUCUCGAACCGAAACGUCACCCAUUCUUUCUCUCCAGAGAUGCUGCCUCUCCCGCUGAGUUACUCCAGCAUUUGUGUCAAUUUUUUGUGUAAACCAGUAUCUGCAGUUCUUUCCUACACACACAAGAAUACAGACGAUGGACUCUGAUCAGAAAGGAUGGUGAUGAGAGGAACCAGGUAGGGAAAGGAUGGUCGGCAGUUUGGAACAGUAUGGGGAGCAGAUUGGUGAUCCAGUGGGUUGUGUGUGGGUGAUAGCCAGGUGGAGGCAGGUAGGGAAUGGGAAACUGGGUAAUGGGGUUGGGCUUGGAAAGAAGGGGGUCUGUAAAAGGAAUGGGAUGGAUCAGAAGGAGCAAGAAAGGAACAGUAGAGUGCAUGUUACUUGUAAUUGGAGGAUUCAAUGUUCACACCAUUGGGUUGCUGUUCUUCUAGUUUGCAUUUGGCUUCAUCCUGAUGGUGGGGGAGGCGAGGAUAGAGGAGUCAGUGUGGGAAUGGAGAGGGGAGUUAAAGUGGCUUGUAACAGGGAAUCCAGUUGCAGGGACUCGCCCCAAAAUAACAAACAGCCUCAUGCCUCUGUAGAUGCUGCCUGACCCACAGAGUUACUCCAGUACCUUGUUUCUUGCUCAAGUUUAAAAUACAACUGUUUCUUGUUUCUUGUUUCCUGUUACCUCACGCAGCCAAAACCUGGCUUCCAAACUCAGAGUAAGUGCUUCAUGUAAUGCAACUCCACUCCUGGUUAUUCUCACAUCUAAUUGCAGGCAGUUUGGCAUGUUAUUAGGGUGAGAUGUGGUAAGGUAGGGUCCUAAGAUCGAGCAUAAACACUUUAAACUCUGCACAGGGACCAAAUUAUUUAAUGUGUACAGGGACAGAGUUGAAUGUUGCAAUUGCCCUUGUAUAAAGUUCCAAGUUCCAGAUCACUAUUCCAAUUAGAUCCUUUUUGCUGGAUAUGGAAAUUGAAUUUCCAUGAUGUUGCACUUAUCCAAUAACCGACUGAAUGGCUAGUGUGAAAUGGAAAAUAGUCCUGUGGGGAACAGACUGUUGGGGCAAUAGGUAUCCCACAAGAGUCAGUGUUAAGAAACGGGUUUCAUGUUAUUUGUUCUUAAAUUACAACCAUUGGUUUUCAUUGUGUUUUAAACUUGUUUCCUAUUCAGUAUCAUAUUUGUACCUUGUACUUGCACUCCUGGGUCACUGGUAAAUUGUUAUUAGAUGGCAGGGUCGGCACCUUGCCCUCCGUUUAAACACAUUCCACCUUAUCGUCAAAUCCAUUGUGAAUUUAAGGGUUUAGCAGGAAAUUGAUGUGAUGAUAUUUUGAAGUAUUAACUACCAUUAGGUGAACUUGUGGGAUUGUUUUUAGUUCCCAAUUUGCCUAGGAUAAGAUGAAAUCUCAAACCUGUACUAUUUGAAAUAAAGCACAUUAUCUAAUGUGUUUUGUCGCGGUGUCUUAGCUUGUUGGUAAGGUUGGGACGUGUGUGAAAACACCAAAUAGCAGCUUAGCUGUUACUGCUUCCCUUUAACCUGUAUUUGUCACAGAUUCAAGAGUUUGUAUGUUAUCUUUGGUAACAAACAAAUGGCUUCCACAAACUCCAAGGACGCGGCUACCGGAUGCUUGGGAAAACAGCCACUCCCAAGUUGCCUCCAUCACUAACUAUUCUGAUUUGAACACGUAAUGCUGUUCUGUAAUUGUUGUUGGGUCAAAAUCCCCAAAGCCCCUAGCUAAUGGGUUUAUCUUGACCAAAAGUGUAGAUUGGCUAUUUCAUACCAGCCAAUUAUAGUUGUGGCUCCGCCUAGUAUAUGCUUUAUAGUAUCAAAAGUUUGCUUACGUUAGCUAGUAGCAGUAGCAGCUUGGAGCUGUAACGUAUGCAAAUCCUAUGCUGUAAGUGAUUUAAUAAACAUGUGUUCGUGUCA
Leucoraja erinaceus (little skate) is the source of this 5892-nucleotide messenger RNA. It is a transcript of the gene fbxl9, whose product is annotated as F-box and leucine rich repeat protein. Gene Ontology annotation, biological process: SCF-dependent proteasomal ubiquitin-dependent protein catabolic process. Gene Ontology annotation, molecular function: protein binding. The coding region runs from base 1635 to 3566 and encodes 643 amino acids. Lineage: Eukaryota; Metazoa; Chordata; Chondrichthyes; Rajiformes; Rajidae. The transcript has 7 exons. The record is from RefSeq and is a predicted model, not a curated record. Gene Ontology annotation, cellular component: SCF ubiquitin ligase complex.